Messenger RNA from Lindgomyces ingoldianus, 657 nucleotides. RefSeq lists its product as uncharacterized. The record is from RefSeq and is a predicted model, not a curated record. Bases 1 to 657 code for a protein of 218 amino acids. NCBI's taxonomy places the organism in Eukaryota, Fungi, Ascomycota, Dothideomycetes, Pleosporales, Lindgomycetaceae. The transcript has 3 exons. Gene Ontology annotation, cellular component: nucleus; cytoplasm.
AUGCGAAUCCUUUGUCUUCAUGGAAGAGGCACUAAUGUCGAGGUAAUUCAAAUGCUGGGGGUUGCUACGCAUAUUCCCAACGGCUGUACGUUCGACUUCCAUGAAGGCAGCUUAUCUUGCCCUCCAGCACCUGAAAUUGCGGGAAUGCCCGGCGUGUCAUCGCAACAGAAAUUCUUGUCCUACUUCGACCUUUCCUCUUCAAGGAGCUGUGAGGGCGCUCUAAAGGGUAUCGAGGAUCAUGUUUCCAAAAGUGGACCUUUCGAUGCGCUUAUGGCUUUUUCCGAAGGCGCAGCCGUUGCAUCAACCUUCAUUCUAAGUGAAGGUUUGAAAGGCCUGUCCCCUUUCAAAAUGGCGAUCUUCUUCUGUGGGGGUGUUCCGGCUGACCCCGUGGCCUUGCAGAGGGGCGAGGUACAUCUAUUAGCACUUGGGGAGAACGAAACGUAUUCGAUCAAGAUCCCGACGGUGCAUGUCUAUGGUGCCAAGGAUCCACGCAUGGACGAAUUUGGAAUUGGUCUCAGUUCAAUUUGCCAAGACAAUUUGAAGACCGAGAUCAUCCAUGGGGGCGGACAUGAGAUACCCGGGCGCAAGAUGGACGGCAUCGUGUCCAGGGUACUGUCAGCCAUCCGCGAAGCGAGGGGCAAGGGUGUAUCGUCUUGA